AUGGUUAUUUUGCUGAAAUAUUUCAAGAACAUUGAGAUUCCUGGACGAGCUGAUACACUACUGAACCACGAUAUCACAGGCUUCGUCCAGCCCGUGGGUGCUCCACCUGCUCAAUACCUAUCAUGGAUUCCUAUCUCUCUAGGUCAACAGGACAAUACCGAGCUCAAGAGCCAAAUCCAGACACUCAGAACAGAGUCCCAAAGCCUCAGAGAGAUGGUCAACAACCUUCGGAAAGAAGCCAAUGAGACGAAGAUCAAGCUCAGUGUCGCUGAGUCGAGAAUCGAGGAGUAUGGGAAGAAGAACCAGUCAGUCUUGACGAUCACGGAAAGACCGAUUCUCAACUCUGUACGGCCUAUCGAUUGUGUGACUUGGUAUUUCCGGAUGCAGCCCCUUCUGAAGGCACUUGAGGUCAUCUCUAUCAAGGACCAGAUCGUCUAUAUUGGUAGCUGUGUCGAAGAGUCUCUACCUUCAUCCGCCAUUGAUGGACAAUGUGGUAUUGACGAAGCGAGGUUGGCUCACAUUCAGGGCAAACACAUGUACCGCUAUGGAUAUCGCCGGGGUUUCACCUCUGUGAAAGAGCUUCUCAUUUACAUCACCAAAAACUGCUACGGUCUCGACGUUGACCUUGACUGA
Messenger RNA from Lithohypha guttulata, 633 nucleotides. RefSeq lists its product as uncharacterized. The transcript has 2 exons. The record is from RefSeq and is a predicted model, not a curated record. The coding region runs from base 1 to 633 and encodes 210 amino acids. Lineage: Eukaryota; Fungi; Ascomycota; Eurotiomycetes; Chaetothyriales; Trichomeriaceae.